Molecule: messenger RNA, 631 nt
Organism: Meloidogyne enterolobii
Lineage: Eukaryota; Metazoa; Nematoda; Chromadorea; Rhabditida; Meloidogynidae
Source: the annotation of a GenBank genome assembly
AAUGGCUAAUCAUGGUCCUUGCUAUGGUUUGAGCAGAGAAUUGGAACGAAAGAAUCAAGCACGUUUCAAUUUAGAAGAAGCUUUAGAAGUUCUUCAAUGGAUAGAGGAUAUGAUUGGAAUACCUCUUAAUCCCCCGAUAGAGCAAAUAACUACUUCUUUACAAGUUUCUGAAGUUCUAAAGGAUGGACUAAUUCUUUGCUUACUUAUGAAUCGUCUUGUGGAUUCGCCUGGUUGUUCAGUUAUAAAAUUCCAUAAAAAUCCACGGAUGCCUUUUCAUAAGAUGGAAAAUAUUUCAAAUUUUUUGGAUGCUUGUAAAGCUUUUGGAGUUGCUGAGAUAUCCUGUUUUCAGACAGUUGAUUUGUAUGAAAACAAACAAUGCUAUAAAGUAAUUGAAUGUCUUCGGUCAUUAGCUGCAGUUGCACAAAGCAAAAGCCAGUCAGGUGCUUUACAUUCACUUUCAAAUAUUCAAUUUCCACCGUGGGUUGUUAAAAUGGCACAAAAUCAGCCUCGAAAAUUCGCUCCGGAUGUAAUACGUCAAAGUGAGGCAGUUAUUCCGCUUCAGUAUGGAACAAAUAAAUGUGCCUCACAGAAGGGAAUGACACCGUAUGGAUUGACACGCCAAAUUAAAUAA